UCAUCCACCAACACCACAAUGUCGGGCUACCAACGGGCUGUAAAGCCGCUCUCGAGGUGCCUGCAGAGCACGCAGCCUCAAUUAUACGCUCGUACAUUCUCGAGCUCCUGCACGACCCGCAAUGAGGCCGCCACGAAGUCCUUUGAGGAGGAACUCGCCCGAAAGCACCAGUGGAACCCUGAGAUCGUCUCGUCUCGCAGGGGAGAGAAGGCUUUGAUGAAGCAUGGCAUCUUGCCAAUUGGAUCGAGACGUCGUCGUGCGGCCAUUCAGUCGUCGCCGAAUAUCCCGUUCGAGCAGCUGCCGUACCAGUGCUUCCAGGAGGCUCGCACAGUCCUGCAGGCCGACAGGGAGCAGAAGCUGACGGAGAUUGCGACGGAGAGGGCUCGCAUCGAUAGACUCGCUGCACAGGAUGUAUCAGCUGUCCCGGGUGGCGAACUACAGAAGAGGAAUCGUCUGGAGAGCAUGAGGAAGCACCUGGAGCGUCUAAAGCUCCUUGCCGACAUCAACGAUCCGAUGAUCAAGAAGCGCUUCGAGGAUGGAGAGGGCGACAUGAACAAGCCGAUCUACCGCCACCUCGCCCAGAAGAAAUGGGAGUCCUACCAAAAACUCGUCAUCGAGCAGCGUAUCUCCCAACUAAGCAUCGUCCCCGACACACUCGCCCACUUCUCCCCCACCGCCGAGGUGAAGCUCGCCUUUGGCCGCCGCAACGUCCAGCCGGGCGAGUUCGUCGACAGCCGCGUCAGCGAGAUCCCGCCGCGGCUGCGCGUGCAGGUCUUCGACAAGGGCGAGCGCCUCGUCAGCGUCGUGGUGGUCGACACCGAUGUGCCCGUGCCAGAUAACGACUGGUUCACCUCGCGCUGCCAUUACGUAGCAUGCAACGUGCCGAUUGCGCCGACGCAGACGUCGCUCCCGCUGUCGAAGGUGGAUAAGGUCUCGCAGCUUGUGCUGCCGUGGCUGCCGGCCUUUGCGCAGAAGGGGACGCCGUAUCACCGAUACUCUGUGUUUGUGCUUGAACAAAAGCCUGGGCAGUUGUUUGAUGUGGAGGCGCUAAGGGAGGGGGUGCAGAGGGAUGGGUUUAAUAUUCGGGGGUUUGUCGAUAGGCAUGGUGUUAAGCCGAUUGGACUGGGCUUGUUUAGGAGCACGUGGGAUGAGGGGACUAGGGGGGUGAUGGAGAGGCAUGAUAUUCCGGGUGCGGAUGUGGAGUUUAAGAGGAUUAGGGUUGCGGCGCUGAAGCCGAAGCAGAAGGCGAGAGGUUGGGAGGCGAGGCACGCGAGUGAUAAGUAUAAGUCGCUCAGGCGGUGAAAGGGGGGAUAGCAUCUGUAGAUUUUUAUUGUAUCAUAUGUACUAUUUGAAUAGAAUUGUGGCAGGCCAAGAAAGUGAACAUAUUA
Messenger RNA from Pseudogymnoascus destructans, 1388 nucleotides. RefSeq lists its product as uncharacterized. NCBI's taxonomy places the organism in Eukaryota, Fungi, Ascomycota, Leotiomycetes, Thelebolales, Thelebolaceae. The transcript is spliced from 2 exons. The coding region runs from base 19 to 1302 and encodes 427 amino acids. The record is from RefSeq and is a predicted model, not a curated record.